AUGCAGGCACUCAGUCGGUCAGAUUUAUCCAAGCAUCACGAGGUUGAUGAUCUCUGGGUGGCAAUCCGGGGCAAAGUAUAUAACGUUACCAGCUACGCCGACGACCAUCCUGGAGGUAUCGAAGUCUUGAAGGACGUUGCUGGAUCCGACGGCACUGAAAGCUUUGAAUAUGUGAGCCAUUCAGAGGACGCAUACAAUACACUUGAAAAGUUCCAAGUUGGAGUGAUC
Messenger RNA from Colletotrichum godetiae, 228 nucleotides. Its product is annotated as cytochrome b5-like heme/steroid binding domain-containing protein. Gene Ontology annotation, molecular function: heme binding. The annotation marks the transcript as partial. The transcript has 2 exons. Gene Ontology annotation, cellular component: intracellular membrane-bounded organelle; membrane. The record is from RefSeq and is a predicted model, not a curated record. Lineage: Eukaryota; Fungi; Ascomycota; Sordariomycetes; Glomerellales; Glomerellaceae.